Vespa mandarinia (Asian giant hornet) is the source of this 1305-nucleotide messenger RNA. RefSeq lists its product as uncharacterized. NCBI's taxonomy places the organism in Eukaryota, Metazoa, Arthropoda, Insecta, Hymenoptera, Vespidae. The record is from RefSeq and is a predicted model, not a curated record.
AAAAAUUUAGGUUAGGUAAAAUGUUCACUUAUUACUUAAUUUAAUUAGAUAGCUUGAAUUUCUCUUGUAGCGAAAAAGAAUAAUUUUUAUUUUUAGAUUUAAUGAUUAGAAAAAUAUUUUAGGCUCAUUUUAAUGAUACAGCCCUAUCGUAUACGAUACCUUUGAGCAUGCGCAACACGUUAAAGUGACGUAAUCGUUGUCACCUAUUUUUAACGUUUACAGUUUUCAUUCUUCAGUGCGGUUCUUUAUGAGAUAAAUUUAAUUAAAUCUUUGUAUUUUUUUUCCUCAAUAAUAGAAUAUAUUAACAAAUAGUAUAGAUUACAAAAUUGUAUACAUGUUUGAGAAUACUAGUUUCAGAAAAAAUGGUGUUAAUCAAUUCGAAAAACCUAUCAACAAUAAGGAGUCAAAAAGAAUGGGGUUAAAAGGAACAUUGACAAAAGAAUGGAUUAUUAUUUUUUUAGUAUUUUUAUUCUUAUUGUUGAUAGUCCUUGAGAAAAUAUAUUUUAAUUACGGAAUGUCUGUAGCAAACAUUCAAAGUAUAUUUAACAAACAAAGUGAUUUGCUACAUAUAGAUAUAUUGUCACAUCUAUAUGAUUUACCUAAUUUAUCAAGUAUUUCCGAUAUGUCUGAAUCUGUCGCCAAACAAUUAACAAUGACUGGUACACAAUUUAUAAAUACUACUAAUCAUUAUGAAAAAGCUAUUGCUGACGUAGUGAUAACAGUGUCUACAAAAUAUUGGUGGUUAAUAAGAGCAAUACUAAGUGGAAUGAUAACGACUAGUCUCAGUUGGUUAAUUAUUUAUAUGGAUAGUCGUAUCCCUGGAAUUGAUCCACCAUUUCCUCUUAACCUUUUAAGAAAAGGAGAAUACAGGAUACAAAUGAUAUCGCAGAUAAAUCUUAAUUAUCUUAUUGGUGCAUUAAUUGGAUUAUUAGUUUCUAUUUUCAUGUGUUUUGGGUGAUGCUUAUUUUGCUUCUUAGGAAAGAGCAAAUAAGGUUUGUGUCUAUAUAGACACUCUAUGAAAUACUUAAAUAACAAAGUAAUUAUUUAUAAAAAUUCAGUAUACAUGCAGAGUGUUCCUAAAGUUGCGUAUUGAUACUAAUAGCAGAUUAUUAAAUAUCAUUGUAUCAGAAAUCAUUUUGUACUGAUAUUGAUAUUUAGAUAUAAACUAUUUAUUAUUUAUUGUUAUCAUUAAUAAGAAGAGUUAAAAAUUAGUUCGUAACUGAUUUUGAAGGAUUAUAGUAUUACAAUUCUAAUACAUACAACUUAAAAAAGUUUUUUAUAUUGCAAUACGUAUAUAUAUAUAUA